Oncorhynchus masou masou (cherry salmon) is the source of this 800-nucleotide messenger RNA. Its product is annotated as tripartite motif-containing protein 16-like. The transcript is spliced from 4 exons. Gene Ontology annotation, molecular function: protein binding. The record is from RefSeq and is a predicted model, not a curated record. Lineage: Eukaryota; Metazoa; Chordata; Actinopteri; Salmoniformes; Salmonidae. The annotation marks the transcript as partial.
CUCUCUCUCUCUCUCCAGAGGUAUCAGUCUCUCUCCAGUAUCAGUGUAUCUUCAGACUUACCCAGCAUCGUUGUCCGUCCUCUUCAGUACUUUGGAGAUGUGAGUCAGACUGUGUCUGAACUGAGAGAGAAACUAGAAGACUUCCUUAAAGGAGAAUGGACCAAGAUCUCCACUACAGUGAAUAUAGUGGAUGUUGUACUGCCUCCAGAGCCCAAGACCAGAGAACAGUUGUUACAAUAUUCCUGUCAGCUCACACUGGACCCAAACACAGCACACACACACCUCUCUCUGUCUGAAGGGAACAGAAAGGUGACCUUUACAGGCCAAGUCCAACCAUAUCCUGACCAUCCAGACAGAUUCACCUCCUGGUGGCAGGUUCUGUGUAGAGAGGGUCUGUCUGGACGCUGUUACUGGGAGGUGGAGAGGACUGGUGUUGUUGAUACAGCAGUCUCAUAUAAAGACAUCAGCAGAACAGGGAGAGGUGGUGGAUUUGGAUACAAUAACAAGUCCUGGAGUUUAUAUUACUAUAGUGGUGGUUAUUGUUUCAGACACAAUAAUGUUGAGACUAAAGUAUCAGGCCCUCAGUCCUCCAGAGUAGGAGUGUACCUGGAUCACAAGGCAGGUACUCUGUCCUUCUACAGUGUCUCUGACACAAUGACCCUCCUCCACAGAGUCCAGACCACAUUCACUCAGCCCCUCUAUCCUGGGUUUAGGCUCUAUGAUUAUAAUGAUACUGCUGAGCUGGUUAAACUGUAAACUGAUUUGUUAUUAAUUAAAAUUCAAUCCAAUGUUUUAAUCUU